Messenger RNA from Cryptotermes secundus, 516 nucleotides. Its product is annotated as NPC intracellular cholesterol transporter 1-like. NCBI's taxonomy places the organism in Eukaryota, Metazoa, Arthropoda, Insecta, Blattodea, Kalotermitidae. The record is from RefSeq and is a predicted model, not a curated record. The annotation marks the transcript as partial. The transcript is spliced from 3 exons.
UUUCUUAUGUAUGCACAAGGUUUAUUGAAUUCAUGAAGAACUACACUGCACAGCCACAUCCAAAUAUAGAAGUUGCCUUUACAUCUGAGCGCUCAAUUGAGGAUGAGCUGGAUCGUGAGUCGCAUUCAGAUGUCAGCACCAUUCUAGUGAGCUAUAUCAUCAUGUUUGCCUACAUUGCCAUUGCCCUUGGACAGAUUCGCACCUGCAGUCGCCUACUGAUUGACAGCAAAGUGACACUUGGUUUAGGAGGAGUGUUAAUUGUACUUGCUUCUGUAGGUUGCUCAGUGGGCUUCUUUGGCUUUAUUGGUGUUCCAGCAACCUUAAUCAUCAUUGAAGUAAUUCCGUUCUUGGUACUUGCCGUGGGAGUCGACAAUAUCUUCAUUCUUGUGCAGACACAUCAGAGAGAACCUCGCCGUCCAAAUGAAAGCCAUGUGGAACAUAUAGGUCGUGUUGUUGCCCAAGUCGGGCCAUCCAUGCUCCUAACAAGCUUGUCAGAGUCAUGUUGUUUCUUUCUAG